Cervus elaphus (red deer) is the source of this 1001-nucleotide messenger RNA. Its product is annotated as olfactory receptor 13C2. Gene Ontology annotation, molecular function: G protein-coupled receptor activity; olfactory receptor activity. The coding region runs from base 43 to 999 and encodes 318 amino acids. Gene Ontology annotation, cellular component: membrane. Gene Ontology annotation, biological process: G protein-coupled receptor signaling pathway. The record is from RefSeq and is a predicted model, not a curated record. Lineage: Eukaryota; Metazoa; Chordata; Mammalia; Artiodactyla; Cervidae. The transcript has a single exon.
UAACAUAUUCUAAUGUAUUACAGGUGAAGAAGAAAGCAUAGAAUGGAAUGGGAAAACCAAACCAUUCUGGUGGAAUUUUUUCUGAAGGGGCUUUCUGGUUACCCAAGGCUUGAACUACUCUUUUAUAUGCUAGUCUUAAUAAUGUAUGUGGUCAUCCUUCUGGGAAAUGGCACCCUUAUUCUCAUCAGUAUCUUAGACUCCCACCUUCACACCCCUAUGUACUUCUUCCUGGGGAACCUCUCCUUCCUGGACAUCUGCUUCACCACUGUCUCCAUUCCCCCCAUGCUGGUGAGCUUCCUCUCAGAAAAAAAGACCAUCUCCUUCUCUGGCUGUGCCGUGCAGAUGUUCCUUGGCUUGGCCAUGGGGACAACAGAGUGUGUGCUCCUGGGCAUGAUGGCCUUUGACCGGUAUGUGGCUAUUUGCAACCCUCUGAGAUAUUCUGUCAUCAUGAGCAAGGGUUCCUAUGUGCCCAUGGCAGCUGGCUCCUGGAUCAUAGGAGUUGUCAACUCUACAGUACAAACUGGGUGUGUAGUACAAUUGCCUUUCUGCAGGAAUAAUGUCAUCAACCAUUUCACCUGUGAAAUUCUGGCUGUCAUGAAAUUGGCCUGUGCUGAUAUCUCACGUAAUGAGUUCAUCAUGCUAGUGGCCACAACCUUAUUCAUAAUGACACCAUUAUUGCUAAUCAUUAUCUCUUACACAUUAAUUAUUAUCAGCAUCCUCAGAAUUCGCUCUUCUGAGGGGAGAAGCAAAGUCUUCUCUACCUGCUCAGCCCACUUGACUGUGGUGAUAAUAUUCUAUGGAACCAUUCUCUUCAUGUACAUGAAGCCCAAGUCUAAAGAGACAUUUAAUUCAGAUGACAUGGAUGCUACUGACAAACUUGUAUCUGUGUUCUAUGGAGUGAUGACUCCUAUGAUUAAUCCUUUAAUCUAUAGUCUCAGAAACAGGGAUGUGAAGGAAGCAGUAAAACAUUUACUGAGAAGAAAAAAUUUUAAUAAGUAAAU